Messenger RNA from Penicillium egyptiacum, 552 nucleotides. The record is from the annotation of a GenBank genome assembly. Lineage: Eukaryota; Fungi; Ascomycota; Eurotiomycetes; Eurotiales; Aspergillaceae.
AUGGGUAUUACUUUCUCGCGGUUGUUUGACCGGCUAUGGGGCCGCAAGGAGAUGCGCAUCCUGAUGGUCGGUCUUGACGCCGCUGGUAAGACCACGAUCCUGUACAAGCUUAAGCUCGGUGAAAUUGUCACCACCAUUCCCACCAUCGGAUUCAACGUCGAGACGGUGGAAUACAAGAACAUCCAAUUCACUGUGUGGGAUGUCGGUGGUCAGGAUAAGAUUCGUCCUCUGUGGCGUCACUACUUCCAGAACACGCAGGGUAUCAUCUUCGUGGUUGAUAGCAACGAUCGGGAUCGUAUUGUCGAGGCCCGUGAGGAGUUGCAGCGCAUGUUGAACGAGGAUGAGCUCCGUGAUGCUCUCCUCCUGGUGUUCGCCAACAAGCAGGAUUUGCCGAACGCCAUGAGCCCCGCCGAGAUCACGCAGCAGCUGGGUCUCCAGAGCCUUACCCGUCGUGCCUGGUUCAUCCAAUCAACCUGCGCCACUACUGGUGACGGUCUGUACGAGGGUCUGGAGUGGCUCGCCGAUGCGCUCCGGAAAACCAACCGGGAUUAA